AUGCCGAAACCACUCGGCACCAUCGAAGAGCCCAGUCGGCACCCCCAUGCUUCCGGCGGUGUUCCGGGCCCAAAUAGUUCCCCCCUCAAGGAGAAGCAUCCUUUCUCGCCGGACCAUUCAGGAGUGACUUUUUCGCAUCAGGCGGCCUUGCCGAAGCUGCCCAUACCAGAUCUGGAGUCUACGUGCAAGAAGUAUCUGGAUAGCCUGGCGCCGCUGCAGAGCCCAAGAGAGCACGAGGAGACGAAGGAGGCGGUACAGGAGUUCCUCAAGGCCGAAGGGCCGGAACUGCAGGAUAGGUUGAAGUUUUACGCGUCAUCCAAAACGAGCUAUAUCGAGGAAUUUUGGUACGACUCUUAUCUAAACUAUGAUAAUCCUGUCGUUCUCAAUUUGAACCCCUUUUUCCUUUUGGAAGAUGACCCGACUCCUGCAAGGAACCAUCAAGCGACGAGAGCAGCCUCCUUGGUCGUCUCCGCUCUGUCCUUUGUGCGCGCGGUAAGGAGAGAAGAAAUGACUCCAGAUACGAUACGCGGAAAACCUCUGUGCAUGUUUCAAUAUUCCAGACUGUUUGGUACGGCCAGAGUACCCACGGACAACGGGUGUGUUAUUGGCCAAGAUUCUUCGUCCAAGCACCUCGUCGUCAUGUGCCGUGGACAAUUCUAUUGGUUUGACGUUCUCGAUGCGAAUGAUGAUCCGAUAAUGUCUGAAAAGGACAUCACUCUGAACCUCUGCGCGAUCAUUGAAGAUGCCGAGCAAACCCCAAUCCAGGAGGCUGCCAAAGGAGCAAUCGGCGUUUUGAGCACAGAAAGUAGAAAAAUAUGGUCUGGCCUGAGGGACAUUUUGAACCGACAGUCGGGGCCCAAUAACACUGACUGUCUGAAUAUUGUUGACUCUGCCCUUUUCGUCGUAUGCCUAGACCACACGGAGCCCUCGAGCAUCGGCGAUGUCUGCGGCAAUAUGCUUUGCGGAACAAGCGAAGUGGUCAAGGGAGUCCAGAUCGGCACCUGCAUCAAUCGAUGGUACGACAAGCUCCAGAUCAUUGUUUGCCAGAAUGGUAGCGCUGGGAUCAAUUUCGAACAUACUGGUGUCGACGGGCACACGGUUCUUCGAUUUGCGAGUGACGUUUUCACAGAUACCAUCCUCCGUUUUGCGAAAACGAUCAACGGCCAGGCGCCGACCGGAUGCCUAUCGAAAUGCGAGCACGAGAAUCCACCACAGCUGAAAUGGGACUGGGAUCCCGGAACUAAGCCAUUGCCGUACGAAUCCGCCGAGGUCCCAUCUCGCCGACCUUGCUGCAUCAGCAUGAGUCUGAAGGCCCUGAGAUUUCCGGCGCUUUAUGAAAAGAAAUUUCAUCACGUCAAUGAGUUUCUCUCCGGGAUGCAUUCGUGCAAAAUGGCGUUUCCAGGCCGCCUUACUAGGGCUGUACAGCCGCAUCGAAAAUACGGCGACAAUCCCGCGGCAGAAAAGAUAAAUGCGUUAAGAAAGGCCACUCAGAAACAUACUGCAGUCACCAAAGAGUGCUCAAUGGGUCAAGGCCACGACCGCCAUCUGUACGCACUCUACUCGCUCUGGCAGCGUUCCUAUGACGACAGGCAAAACGCUAUGAGCAGCGGGCGCUCCAGCCCCAACAGCUGCCCUAACCCCAAUGAAAGCAGUCCUAAACUCACUUCGCCAAUUCGAACAUCGGCCAGCCCCUCAGAAGACGGAUACUCCUCUCUCAGCUCUCGAAACGGAUACGGCCCAGCACCGACCAUCCCUGCCAUUUUCAACGAUCCCGGCUGGGACAAGAUCAACAGCACCAUCCUGUCCACCUCGAACUGCGGGAACCCUUCCCUGCGCCAUUUCGGCUUCGGGCCCACCUCCGGCGACGGCUUCGGCAUCGGAUACAUCAUCAAAGACGACUCGAUCUCCAUCUGCGCCUCGUCAAAGCAUCGACAGACCAGCCGGUUCAUGCAGACCCUGGAAUCGUAUCUGCUGGAAAUCCGGAAACUAUUGCGGGCCUUGUCACCCCCUAGCGAUAGGCCGAGUGCUGUGCCCGCGCCGAAUGUCGCACUGGAAAGGCUUGAUGCGGGUGCGAGAACGCCCCGGAGGGGGAGAUUGAUCCGGACGGAUUCGGUGGCGCGUGAGAUCGAUACGCCGUUGACGGAGAGUGGGUUUUUGGAGGAUGAUGGCAUGGGUGGUUAUGGGUUUUUUGAUGCUGGGAUGUUACUGCAUGCGUUGCAGGAGCUCCAAGAGGGCCGCGAGAGGGGUCGAGACAAGCCGUCGAAGAGGAGGUUGGUAGGGAAGAUGCUGAAAUUAAAUGAAUAUUAG
Uncinocarpus reesii 1704 is the source of this 2307-nucleotide messenger RNA. RefSeq lists its product as uncharacterized. Lineage: Eukaryota; Fungi; Ascomycota; Eurotiomycetes; Onygenales; Onygenaceae. Gene Ontology annotation, biological process: carnitine metabolic process. The transcript has 6 exons. The record is from RefSeq and is a predicted model, not a curated record. Gene Ontology annotation, molecular function: carnitine O-acetyltransferase activity. Gene Ontology annotation, cellular component: mitochondrion. Bases 1 to 2307 code for a protein of 768 amino acids.